AUGCAUCGACGGGACGAUGCAGAAGACAGUCGCCAGGCUUGCCAGCACCGAGACGGCGACGUUGGCGCCCAGGGCGCCGAACAUGCGCGGCGCGAAGAGCGGGAACGUCGCCGACAGGAUCGACCGCAGGAACGACAGUGCUGCGAACCCGCUGGCCGCGUAGCUCAGGUAGCUGUCAGCCAGGUAGCCGGCCAGCACGGCCUCGAAUUCGUUCAGCGCGUACCCGAUGAAGAUGAGCGCAACGGUCGAUGCCCCCCAGUGCACGCUGACCACGCGUGGCGGGAUCGUCCAGGCGAAGCACCACAGCGCGGCGGCCAGGACGGGCGCUCCGAUCGAGAAGCCCGUCAGUUUGUGUUCCGGCAGCAGGGGCCGGCCCUGGCGCUGACGCUGGGCGAUGAUGUGACGGUCGAGAAUGCGGGUGAAGAGGCUGGACACGAGACCAAUGCCGAUGGCGAUGAAAGGCAGACAGGCGUGCCGGGGCUCGAAGCCGAACGACUCGUAGAUAGGCGGCAGCGCCUCGGUGAAGAGGUAGCCCAGCGCGACGAGGAAUGCGCUCAUGGUCGACACGGUGAAGACGAUGGGCUCGCCGAAGAAGAGGCGGACGGGCCGGAAGAGCGCGACGCGGGCGAAGACCUACCAAUUCAGAUCGGCCGCGAUGUAGGUGCUCAUGAUGGGCCCAACGACCAAGCCCAUGUUAGCGAACAUGCACCAGAGAAAGACGGGCCAGACGCGGUCCUUGGAAUUGUACAUAUCCUCGAUGCUUCCCGCGACGACGAUGGUGGGGAUGGCAGAGAGGAAGCCGGUGGCGAAGCGGCCAAUGACGACGCCGGCGAGAGAGGGCGUGGCGGCGAUGAGCACGCAGAAGACGCUGUACAGGGCGGUGCUGAUGACAUAGAGCUUCUUGCGGCCGAACGCUUCCGAGUAGGGAGGGAACACGAUGCCCCCGAGGGCCUGACCGAGGAGAUAACUAGGCGAAUGAGUGACGAUGUCGAAGAGAGGCAGAGGAUAGACGUACACAGAGACGAACAAAAAGAUGGACAAGGUGGAAGGGAUGCCGAAUUCAGACUGGGCGUUGCUGGCUGCGGAGCUCUAAAAGAUGAUCAUGCCCGUGUCGAAGAUCUUGCGCAGGGGGCGCCAAUUGCGCGGAUGGCGCCUGUUCGAAGAAGACCAGCGGAUGAACUUGCCAUCGGGUGUCCAUUCGAGGCCGAAGUGGUCGAGACAUUGCUGGAGAUGGUCUUGAGAGUCGGUGUGAAGGACUAUCGUCAAUGGCUCUGA
This is a messenger RNA of Rasamsonia emersonii CBS 393.64, 1275 nucleotides long. RefSeq lists its product as uncharacterized. Bases 1 to 1275 code for a protein of 424 amino acids. The transcript is spliced from 4 exons. Lineage: Eukaryota; Fungi; Ascomycota; Eurotiomycetes; Eurotiales; Trichocomaceae. The record is from RefSeq and is a predicted model, not a curated record.